AUGAACGCCGACCUGCCGCUUGACUCAGGGAAGCAAGUGUACGUCACCGUAUACGCCCUGCACGCUGGCUCGUUCUUUCUUCAGGACAAGGAGGUAUUUGAAGGUUCCCUGGGAUACUUCGCUUUCCUCGUGGAGCAUCCUUCGUAUGGGAGAUUGAUGCUCGAUUUGGGGUUAAGAAAGAAUGGCAAAGGGUACCCGCCUGCUUGGGACGAGACUUUGCAAGAAUUUACUGUCAAAUGUUCCAAGGAUGUGGUCGACAUUCUGGGAGAGGGACAUAUACAGCCUAGUUCGAUCAACACAGUCGACCGUUUGCAUUUCAACCACGUCGGGGAUCUUCUUCCAUUUGCCUCAGCGGAACUCGUGCUGGGCGCUGGAGCUGCGAACCUCAUGCAACACGCCUAUCCACAUGAUCCGGAAAGCCUCUGUGCGGCGUUUCCAGAAGGGCAGAAAGUCCGCUAUGUUCAUUUUGGCAAUGGCAUGCCGAUGUCUGAUCAAAUCAGUCCACUGGGCUCAUUUGACCAUGGCAUGGAUCUAUUCAAAGACGGCUCCUUCUACCUCAUCGAUGCACCGGGCCAUUUUCCUGUCCAUCUCGCCGCCCUGGCACGCGUUGCGCCGAAUAAUUUCCUCCUCCUUGCGGCUGACUGCUGCCACAAUCGUUUGUGCUACGAUCCCGGCAAGCGCCUUAUCAGCCACGAGAAUUACGACGAUAUCGAGACCGCUCGGGACACCGUGGAGAAGCUCAAGAUUAUGAACGGAUUGAAAAACGUUCUGCUCAUAUUGGCGCAUGAGAAGGAGCGGUUAGAUGAGAUGCCUCUGUUUCCCACGUCUCUGAAUGUUUGGGCGAGGAGAGAGCUUGAGAAUAAGGCGAAGAGGUCGGGGAGCGAAUGA
Molecule: messenger RNA, 888 nt
Organism: Laetiporus sulphureus 93-53
Lineage: Eukaryota; Fungi; Basidiomycota; Agaricomycetes; Polyporales; Laetiporaceae
Exons: 4
Coding region: 1-888 (295 amino acids)
Source: RefSeq, a predicted model, not a curated record